Molecule: messenger RNA, 351 nt
Organism: Camelus dromedarius (Arabian camel)
Lineage: Eukaryota; Metazoa; Chordata; Mammalia; Artiodactyla; Camelidae
Product: large ribosomal subunit protein P1-like
Exons: 1
Coding region: 1-276 (91 amino acids)
Biological process (GO): cytoplasmic translation
Cellular component (GO): cytosolic large ribosomal subunit
Molecular function (GO): ribonucleoprotein complex binding; protein kinase activator activity; structural constituent of ribosome
Source: RefSeq, a predicted model, not a curated record
AUGUUCUCAGUCUCUGGGCUAAUCUGCAUCGACUCAGCCCACAUCCUUCAUAAUGAUGAAGUGAUGGUUAGAGAGGAGAAGAUCAAUGCUCUCCUUAAAGCAGCCAGUGUAAAUGAUGAACCUUUCUCAUCAGGCUUGUUUGCAAAGGCUCUGAUCAAUGUCAACAACAGGAGCCUCAUCGGCAAUGUAGGGGCUGGUGGACCUGCCCCAGCAGGAGGUCCUGCCCCCUCCACAACUGCCUCAGCUGAUGAGAAGAAAGCGGAAGCAAAGGAAUAAGAAUUUAAGGAGUCUGAUGAUGACAUUGGCUUUGGUCUUUUUUACUAAACCUCUUUCGUAAUAUGUUUGAUAAAA